Messenger RNA from Phaedon cochleariae (mustard beetle), 1173 nucleotides. NCBI's taxonomy places the organism in Eukaryota, Metazoa, Arthropoda, Insecta, Coleoptera, Chrysomelidae. The record is from the annotation of a GenBank genome assembly.
GGUACUUGAGGUCAUCCGAAUACCUUCAAUAUGGAAUCGUGGGACGAUGAAGAUUUUGAACUUGCAGCAGCACCCGGGGUUCCCCCCGUUGUAGUGAAUAAAUGGGAAGGUGAAGAUGAAGAUGAUGAAGUUAAAGAGAGCUGGGAAGAUGAAGAUGAAGAAAAGCAAGAAAAUACAGAGUCUGCUAGUGAUGUGAAGAAACCUAAAAAGAAAACAUUACAAGAAAGAAUAGCAGAAAAAGAGAGACUUAAAAGGGAAGAGAUGGAGAGAAGAUUGCGUGAAGAAGAGGAAGAAGAUAUAUCACCUGAAGAAAGACUGAGAAGGCAACAAGAGUCAGAUUUGAAACUGGCCUUAGAAACAACUUUUGGUGAAAGUAAGGAUACCUUGGGAGCUUUGGAUGACCUCAGCAUACCUGAUACAAAAGAGGAAUUUGAAGCCUUCUCAGAAGCCCUAUCCAAAAAGUUGACUCCCCUUUCCAAGAAUGUAGAGUAUCCCACCCUUGUAGAAAAUUUGACAAGAAAUUUAUGUGCCACAUUGACAUCUUUAGAUAUCAAAAAGGUCAAAAAUUCACUAGACAAUUUGUACUUGGAGAAACAGAAAAUAGAAAAAGGUGACAAAAAUAAAAAGAGCAAAGGUAAAGGAAAGGCUAGACUCAGAAUGGAAGGAGACAAUCAAUUAUCUCAGCUCUCAGCUUACACUAAUGAUUAUGAUGAAUUUGAUGAUUUCAUGUAGCAAAAAUCAAAUAUUUAGAAUACAAUUAUCAUUUUCAAGUUAUUUGAAUCAACUUGUUAUACAAAUAUUCUAAAUUGAUUCAUGGGAGUUUCUCCAACUACAGGAUUUGUACCAAAUUAGUAAUCAAUUACAUACUUUUGUCAUUUAUCAUUCAUUUUUUGCAGCUUAUUUGUCUAUACAAAUUGGAAUAUUUGUUCCUUAUUAUACAAUAAUUAAGGUUUAUGAGCAAUGUUAUCAUUUUAAUAAAACAACAACAAAGUUUUUAAUUCAAAUUAACCAAAAUUGAGCAAUUUUCAAUGUAUGUGAGGUUGUUGUUACAGUCACUGUAUCCUUACAUUUCCUUAUGAUUCAAUCAAAGAUUUGUCAAAAUUGUAAUCAUCAUCAAUGAUAUUCCACUGGAUUUUAUUGUAACAAAAAUUUUGAAUUAAACAGCAAUUUUGG